Molecule: messenger RNA, 2887 nt
Organism: Serinus canaria (Common canary)
Lineage: Eukaryota; Metazoa; Chordata; Aves; Passeriformes; Fringillidae
Gene: ANKRD22
Product: ankyrin repeat domain 22
Exons: 7
Coding region: 604-1182 (192 amino acids)
Molecular function (GO): protein binding
Source: RefSeq, a predicted model, not a curated record
GAUUCAGUUGCUUUCCUUUUCCUGACAGGCAUUUGAGGUGCUUUUGCAGAGGUUUGGAAUGUGUUUUAGUCAACAGCAGCUUGGGUAACUGGAGGAUGUUAUUGCAGAAAUGACAAAGGAAAAUGCUUCUGUGUUGUAACUUGUUCCAUCAGUCUCCUGUGCGCUGCUGCUCUCACGUUUACCUCCCUGGGUUGGGUUUCUGAAGACAAUAGUUUUAUGCUACUAAGUAGAAAGCACUGAGAGGAAACACAGCUUAAGAAAAAGUGAUACUUUCACGUUAACUAUUAACCAGAUUCCAACAAGCUCGAGCACAUUUCAAGCGAGGGUAACUUGUUGGGCUGUUGAACAAGAAGGAACUCCAGAGUGAAGAAUAGGCAUGGGCAUACUCUAUUCAGAGAAAUAGCAUCCAAAAGGGACAGAACAUCCAUUCCACUGUGCAAAGGCUGCGGCUUUGGGGCUGAGAGCUGUGUAGCAGCUGCAGGAGUGUCUCCUACCACCAUCUUCUGGAAGGCACCAAGAACUACAGCCUCUGUCAAGCGUUUUGGGGUGUGUGAGGAGUGAGCCAGAACGGCAAGUGUGGAUGACUUAGUGGAACACGUGCUGAUGAAUAUUAUCUUCUCACUUCAGCCCAUCUGUCAGGCAGCUUAUAACAACGAUUUCAACAAAGUUCAUCUCCUUUUGGAGGGCAACAGCAACUAUUUGAAUGUCCAGGACAGCUUCCUUGGAGACACCCCCUUAAUUUGUGCAUGUAGACAAGGAAACAACAGGAUAGUUGACUAUCUUCUUAGGAAACAUGCUGAUGUCAACCUCAGAAAUAAGAAGGGCUGCACUUGCCUCCAUUACGCUGUGAGGAAACGGUUCACCUUCCUUGACUAUGUGCUCAUCAUAAUCCUCAUGCCAGUUAUGCUUAUUGGGUACCUUCUCAUGGUCUCAAAGACAAAACAGAAUGAACACCUGGUCAAGAUGUUGCUUAGAGCUGGAGUCGAUGUGAAUGCUACAGACUCUUCUGGCAGCACAGCCCUUCACUAUGCUUGUGAAAUGAAAAACCAGGCAGUCAUUCCUCUAUUGAUUGAAGCUCAUGCAGACACUUCUGUAAAGAAUCAGGAUGGGGAGACUCCUUUAGAUAUAACAAGAAGAUUACAGUUCCACAACAUUGAAAGCAUGAUAAGAAAAGAUUCUUAACCAUCAAGGACUCUCAAACAUGUAGAAGAUUACCUCAUCUGACUACCCACUUACACAACAACAAAAGUCCUUCAGAGGAUGAGGGCUGAUACUUGGUAAAGACUCAGUCCACAUCCACCCAUUCCUUGCUGCAAACUUGGACAAUUUAGUGUGAGAUUUGUCAGUACCCCAAGGCCAUGAAGUUCAUUUUAUUUUACUAAGCCAUGAGUUACUACAAUAGUGUUCAAAAUAUUGCCCUUUCCAUCUGCUUCAUCAGUUUUAUUACUUGACUUCUGCAGACUGUGGAUUUUGAAAACUAGCAAUAAAAUAUCUGGAAGCCUGAACAUUGCAUAUGAUGGUUGGCAGCCAAUGGAAAAAUAAAAUAUCCUUUAGAGUGUGUGCUACUUGUUCCAUAGGGAAACUAAACAAUAUGCUACAGCAGUUGCAAAAGGUCUGGUACCCUUCUUCUUGGUAUUUGUCUUCCUACAAUGGGAGGGGCUGGGAAAGCAGAUCUCUCAGUUGAGCCCUUCCUCCUUCAAUCCUUUCUAGAAUUUUCACACACCUUAUUCUCACUGUGUUGCUACAAGGGUAGGACUUAGGUUUCAUCUAAGAAACAGCAAAAAUAGGUUCAAUGCCUUGCUGGAUUAAGAAAGAAAGUCAAUUCCCAGAUCACUUUAAUGCAUUAAGAAAUAGUAAAGAAAAUAUGUUUGGCUAAGUAGAGAAACAGGUCUCUUGACUACCUUUCCACUAUAAACAGUGUACUAAAGAAAAAAAGGAGUCAAUAAAUGAAAUGCUGUUGAUGGAAACCAGAUGCAUCAUUCCCAUGGGACUAGGCAGGAUAGCCUGCUGUACAGAGUGGUGCAGGCAGCAGGGGAUAAUACCAAUCAUAAUAAUAAUAUAUCCAUGAGUCUUCUCUUGCAUAAGUGAAGGCAGAAUAAAACCUGCAGUAAUAAGCAAUGUGUUAAAGCGGUCCAGUGCUUUGUGAUUUAAUAAUGCAGCAACAAAGGGGAAGCUCCUUUCAUAUGCUGGUUUGUUGUGCCUCCUUGGUAUAAUGGAUCUUUAUUUUUGUUGACAAUUUUGGCCUUUUCCUGUAAGCUGUCAGAAGUGCAGCACAGCAUUGCUAACGGGUGCCACAGUAGGUGUGUGGACAAGCUAGUGUACUUUUCCUGUGUUAUAUUUUUCAGUGUAACUAUUGUAUUGGAUGUCAACUCCAACUACAAGGGGUCUUGGGAGAUGAGCUUGAGGCUGCAGCCAGAAACACUCCAUGAAAUAAAGCUCCUUGUUGGAACAUGUAAUAAUGAGCAUUUUGUGUGCAGUCUGGGGAGAAACACUCCAGAUCAGCUUGUAGCUGAGAAGAGGGGAGGCACUUGCUUGGAUUAUGAAGACACCAUCUCUUAGGGCUGAUGGCUGGAAGGGGAAAACAUCCAACUGCUUUGCCAUGUUUUAGGCUUGAAUGAAGAAUGGCCCAGGCACAGGGCUGUGUAAAAGUGAAUGCUGACAGCUGAGAGUGCUGGCAACAUCUUCACUGCCAGUGUGAAGAAUAAUUCAUAGGGUGAAGCUGUAUUGCCUGGAGUGCACUUUGCUGGAUGGAUCUACAUCUCCUUAUUCCACAGCUGCCAUCUGUGGUCUUUGAAACUGUGAGGGGCUCAGGGUGUGUGAACAAACAUUUGUGUGAUUUGUAGGCAUGGGGCAGAGGAAUACUUCAAUAAAUGCUUUUGAGGUUGGA